GACAGUGUUAUGAUCCGACUGUGUUCCUGCUUCUCGUCUCCACAUCAUCUGACAGGCUUUUAUUGUUUCACAGCAGGAGGACGCAGUGGACGCUUUAUUCACACUGUCUCUGUCUCCACCAUGAAAACUGUCCUCAGGGUUUUGUGGACAUUUUGAGACAACGUCCUGCGUUUGUUUUUUCUUCUGUCAGAUACUGAAAGUGCUGGAGCGACGGUUUACGGGAGCUCGAGCGUCACCAUGAGCCGAGCCGGGACCUCGUCGCUGCUCUCCACCUAUCAGCUGCUUUUCUUGUCGACCAUCAUCUCAAUUGAAGUCCCGUACUGUGCUGCAGGAAGCUCGACCGUCACAUCCAACAACACGCUCAGUAACCACACAAAAUGUGGAGGAGGUACCAACUGCAUCGAAGGUGUCAUCCUGCCGAUAUGGAAGCCAGAAAACCCGGCCUUCACCGACCGCCUCGCCAGAGCCACUAUUUACUUUGUAGGGUUGGCGUACAUGUUCUUGGGCGUGUCAAUCAUCGCUGACCGCUUCAUGGCGUCCAUCGAGGUCAUCACCUCCCAGGAGAGACAGAUCACCAUCAAGAAACCAAACGGUGAGAAGAUCACCACGACAGUGCGCAUCUGGAAUGAGACGGUGUCCAACCUGACCCUGAUGGCGCUGGGUUCCUCCGCCCCAGAAAUCCUCCUGUCAGUCGUGGAGGUUUGCGGUCACAACUUUGACGCCGGCGAGCUGGGUCCCAACACCAUUGUAGGAAGUGCUGCCUUCAACAUGUUUGUCAUCAUUGGCCUGUGUGUGUCUGUCAUUCCUGACGGAGAGACCAGGAAGGUGAAGCACCUCAGGGUGUUCUUCGUCACCGCCACCUGGAGCGUCUUUGCGUACACCUGGCUCUACCUGAUCCUGGCCGUCAUUUCUCCAGGUGUAGUUGAGAUAUGGGAGGGGCUGCUCACGCUCUUCUUCUUCCCCCUUUGUGUUGGACUCGCUUACGUGGCCGACCGCAGACUUCUUUUCUACAAGUACAUGUACAAGCGCUACAGAGCGGGGAAGCAGAAAGGAAUGAUCAUUGAAACAGAGGGCGAGCCGGAGCUCCCCUCAAAGGUCGACAUCGAAAUGGAUGGGAAAAUGCUCAACUCCCAUGGAGAGGAGUUUGAUUUGAAUGAGCUGGAUGAGGAGGAGGCCCGCAGGGAGGUGGCCAGGAUCCUGAAGGAGCUUAAACAGAAACAUCCUGAGAAGGAGAUGGAGCAGUUGAUGGAGCUCGCCAAUUACCAAGUUUUAACCCAGCAGCAGAAGAGCCGGGCUUUCUACCGCUGUCAGGCGACCAGGAUCAUGACAGGAGCGGGCAACAUCCUGAAGAAGCACGCCGCUGACCAAGCCAAGAGAGCCAACCAGCACGAUAUCUGCUCCGAGGUUUCACUCAACGACUUCUCCUCCAAGCUGUUCUUCGACCCCGGUACCUACCAGUGUCUGGAGAACUGCGGCAGCGUAGCACUCAACGUGGUGCGGCGUGGUGGAGACCUGACGAGUACAGUCUCAGUGGAUUACCGGACUGAAGACGGGACCGCUAACGCCGGCUCUGAUUACCAGUUCACCCAAGGAACUAUUGUGUUCAAACCAGGCGAGACUGAAAAGGAAAUCCGCAUUGACAUAAUUGAUGAUGACAUCUUUGAGGAAGACGAGCAUUUCCUGGUUCACCUCAGCAAUGUGAGGGUCACAUCUGAGGGCGCCGGCUUAGACGAGUGUGAGGCAAACCAUGUGGACUGCCUCGCAAGUUUGGGUCUGCCGUGCACGGCUACCGUCACAAUCUUUGAUGACGACCACGCCGGGAUCUUUACGUUCGAGGAACCGGUGGUGACGGUGAGCGAGAGUGUCGGGGUGAUGGAGGUGAAGGUGAUCCGGACCUCGGGGGCUCGCGGUGUCGUGGUGGUGCCGUACAAAACCAUGGAGGGGACGGCUAAAGGAGGCGGCGAGGACUUUGAGGACACACACGGAGUCCUGGAGUUUGAGAAUGAUGAGAUCUUCAAAACUGUUCAGAUCAAUAUAAUUGAUGAUGAGGAAUAUGAGAAAAACAAGAACUUCUUCCUUGAGCUCGGAGAGCCUCGGCUGCUGGAGAUGAGUGAGAGGAAAGCUGUGUUGCUUCAGGAAGUAGGUGGAUUCGUGAGAACAGGCAAAGACAUCUACAGGAAGGUCCAGGGACGAGACCACCCCGCCCCGUCCACCGUCAUCAACAUCACAGAGGAGGGGGCCGAGGAGGUUUUGACCAAGAAGGAGGAGGAGGAGAGGCGGAUCGCGGAGAUGGGCAGACCGACGCUGGGUGAACACGUCAAACUGGAGGUCAUCGUUGAGGAGUCGUAUGAGUUCAAGAACACUGUGGACAAACUCCUGAAGAAGACCAACCUGGCCCUGGUGAUCGGGACAAACAGCUGGAGAGAGCAGUUUGUGGAGGCCAUCACAGUCAGCUCUGGUGAUGAUGAUGACGAUGAAUGUGGCGAGGAGAAGCUGCCCUCCUGUUUUGACUAUGUCAUGCACUUCCUCACCGUCUUCUGGAAGCUUCUGUUUGCCUUCGUUCCUCCCACCGACUACUGGAACGGUUGGGCCUGCUUCUGUGUCUCCAUCUCCGUCAUCGGCAUACUGACGGCCAUCAUCGGCGACCUGGCGUCACAUUUUGGCUGCACCGUCGGCCUCAAAGACUCUGUCACUGCUGUGGUGUUUGUAGCUUUGGGCACAUCUGUACCAGACACCUUUGCCAGUAAGGUGGCAGCCAUCCAGGACCAAUACGCCGACGCCUCCAUCGGCAAUGUGACAGGAAGUAACGCUGUCAACGUCUUUCUUGGUAUUGGCGUUGCCUGGUCCAUUGCUGCCAUUUACCACUACUCCAAGGGCCAGGUGUUCAAGGUCGACCCGGGCACGCUGGCCUUCUCUGUCACACUCUUCACCAUCUUUGCCUUCAUCUGCAUCGGCGUCCUUGUUUACCGCCGCCGGCCCGAGAUCGGCGGGGAGCUCGGUGGACCCAGAAUCCCCAAGAUCCUCACGACCUGCCUGUUCUUCAGCCUGUGGUUAAUGUACAUUAUCUUCUCCUCACUGGAGGCCUACUGCCACGUAAAGGGCUUCUAAAAGUUCUGCUUCUGAAAGGUUCUUACAGUUCUGAUGGGUUUCUACAGGCACCAGUAGGUACCUGCAUAUUCUGACAUGUUCCUGUCAUUUCUGUUAUUUGUCUGAAGGUUUGGUAGAUGUCUAAAGGUUCUAACAGGUUCCUAACAGUUGAUGCAUUCCUUAAAGUUGUAAAGGACAUGUACCAGUGCUGAGAGGCUUCUGAGAUUAGGUUGAACUACUAGUUCUAAAAGGUGUUUUUGAUGAUCUGACAGGUUUAUAAAUGCAGAUUAAUAAAUGUUCUGCUGGACCCUGUGAAGUUCUUUCAUGUUCUUUAAAGAUCUAACAACUUUAAUGGAUCCCAAAGGUUCCUGGAGGAUUCUACAGCUUCUUGUCAGUUCUGGUGCUUUCCUAAAUUUUCCAAUGGGUUACUGUCAUUAUUUCAAGGGUUUGGAUAAACUUGUAAGGGUUCUGCUGGGUUCUGACAGGUUCUUAGGAUUUUUGUUGUACAUUUAAAGGUGUAGAUAAACAUCUGAAGGUUGUUACAGGUUUCUGACAAUUGAUGGAUUUCUAAAGAAGUUCCUGAAUAAUGUGCAAGGUUCUUAGAAUUUUUCUAAAAUUUCAGAUGAACUUCAAGUUGUUUUGCGACAUCAGAGGUUCGAGGAAUAUUCUUACAUGUCUCUUAUUUGUCUGAAGGUUGGUCUUUAAGGUUCUUUAGCAUUCGAAACAUGUUAUAUCACAAUGUGACGGGCUUCUGUAAAUUUUCUAAGCGUCUAGAUAAAGGUUCCUAAAUGUUCCUAUAAUUAGAGGUUUGAGCUUGAACGUCUGAAACCCUAUUGUUGUUGUUUUUGUGCAGAUGUAUUAUUAUUUUUCUUUAGAAAUAUUUUUACAGACUCAUGUCAGAUGGUUUAUUGUAGAUAUGAAAAUUUCUCCAAUGAUUGGAAGUUGUGUGCUAACGUUGCCCAAUAACGAUGAGGCCAAUCAUCCUGAUGGGGGCGCUAUAAUUAAAGGCCCACUUUGAAAAUCAUAGCUCCAACACUACAAGUCCAAUUUACAUAGAACUUGGCACAAGCAUUCAUUUAUACUCACUCUAUCAAUUUGCCUCAAGAACCAUAAAGAUCCAUCUGACGAGAUUUUUUGCGAUUUUGAAUUUUCUGACAAACACAUUUGUGACGUCUCCUCCUAAACCAUUGGUCCAUUGUGCACCAAAUUUUCUGUGGAUCAUUGUUGGGCCAACCUUAACAAAACAUAUCAAAACCUUGUUGAUAUUUUGUUGCAUUUUGAAGAUACUGACCAAUGAACUUUAGAGGGGGCGUGGCUCAGCACAUACAUAGAUUUAACUCCACAGUCAUUGGGCAAAUCAUCAUAAAACUUGCAGGAUGUGUCCACAUAAGUACCUGGAACAUAACUUGAAAGUUUCACUCAAAUAGACCACUAGACGGUGCUAAUAAUGCAAAAGAAAGGGGUGUGGCACAACACAGAUCAGACAGAUUAAUCAGAAACUGUCAUCAUGACAAAACUUGCAGGAUAUGUUUCAUAACAAUGUUGAACCAUGUGUGUAAAAGUAUUUUAACAUUGAUCCCUAGGUGGCGCCACCAGUUCCAAACAUGUUCAUGGGCUUGGCACAUAUUCGGCCAUGGUGAACUGAUUUUCAGUCAGUAUUUAAAGGGGCAAGAAACCCAUCCUCUGAUAUGACAGGGAUCAUAAUCCUGACUUUAUCCAUUUCUACUGUAGCAUUUUUCUUAUUGAACUCAAAACCUUUAUUCUAUAUGCGAAAAAGAAAGACAAGGAGAACUUGUUACAUUGGAUCGGGUCCAGAUCAAAAGCUUUGAACUUCCUCUGAGCUUGAACCCUGAAAUCACCUCUUGCAGCUGUUUUAUCAUGUGUUAUUUGUCAAAAGGUUUGAUAGAACUCUAAAGGUUGUAUCAGGUUCCUGUCAGUGGAUUAAUUUGUGAGGGAUCUGAUGGACAUCUAACAGCUCUGUCAGUAUUCUGUUCAGGUCUUUUAGGUUCUUUACAGCUCCAACAGACUCAAAACAUCUUUGAUGUGGUUCCUGACAGAUUCUACCUGUUCUUCACUGUCCUGGUGAAUUUCUGGACGUUAUUGUGGAACCCUUCUUUUUGAGUUACUCCAUGUUGGACUGCUCUCUGGCUGCUGAGUGACCUCAGAGACUGGACUUUCUUCAUCCUCACGUACAUCCCCAACAUUACAGACAUUAACGUGUUCCAUCAAUCCUUCGUCUGUACCUCUCUGCAAUGUUUAACAAAAAAUAACAUUUUCAUUUUGUCGUGCGAGGACUUUGAAUCACAACCACAGCAGCGAUGACGGAGGCAGCUCAGGCUAAAGACUUCUAAAAACCUACAGGACGUUAGAUGUUAAAGGCGACUGGAGCAGUAGUGUUGCACCUCAAUGAAUAUCUGCACUGAGUUUGAAACAUAGUUGAGUUUGACAACGGAUCCAGAGUUUGGUGUUGAAGCCAUCUUUGAACUCUUUGAGACUCUGCGCUCGGUCGAGCUGAACCAGAACUGCUGCAGAUCCAAAAUGUUUGAGGACAUUUACCUGUGUAUGUUUGUGUGUGAGUGUGUGUGAGUGUAUAUGUAACCUCAAAGAACACUGGGAAGAAGAGACGUCUGUCGUGAUGUUCUGUGAUAUGAUUGGACGAUGUAAACACAGAGUUGUUGGGUAUGAUCUGACGGCAGGAUGUCUUCCCUUCAAAUAUUAAAGUGCAGUGAGUGUUUUUCCUC
This is a messenger RNA of Epinephelus lanceolatus (giant grouper), 5828 nucleotides long. RefSeq names its product solute carrier family 8 member 1a (gene slc8a1a). NCBI's taxonomy places the organism in Eukaryota, Metazoa, Chordata, Actinopteri, Perciformes, Serranidae. Gene Ontology annotation, molecular function: calcium:sodium antiporter activity. Gene Ontology annotation, cellular component: sarcolemma; postsynapse; axon. Gene Ontology annotation, biological process: cell communication; sodium ion transmembrane transport; calcium ion import across plasma membrane. The record is from RefSeq and is a predicted model, not a curated record.